Medicago truncatula (barrel medic) is the source of this 1416-nucleotide messenger RNA. Its product is annotated as protein FAR1-RELATED SEQUENCE 5-like. The transcript has 2 exons. The record is from RefSeq and is a predicted model, not a curated record. NCBI's taxonomy places the organism in Eukaryota, Viridiplantae, Streptophyta, Magnoliopsida, Fabales, Fabaceae. The coding region runs from base 1 to 1416 and encodes 471 amino acids.
AUGAGCGAAUCCCACCAUCCCGCUACCAACACUAGCCAACCCAUUGCCUCCGUCUCCAACCAUCCCAGCGCCGCUGCCAUUGUUUUUGAUCACGAUUGUGUCGAUAAAUUGGUGAACAACAUUCAUGAACAGAAUGUGCAACACGGACAAGGAAGUAUUGCCAACAAUGUACCUCACUUGGAAAUGAAGUUUGAUUCUGAGUCGGCGGCUUAUGAAUUUUAUAAUGAGUACAGUAAAAGAAUUGGAUUUGGUAUUCGUCGAGAAUAUGGAAAUAAAACCAAAGUAGAUGGAGUUUUGACUUCAAGAAGAUUCACAUGCUUCAAAGAGGGUGUACGAGGUGUUGACAAAAGACGUCAACCAAAAGGGGAGCCUAGAGCAGAAAUUAGAACGGGAUGUUUGGCGCGUAUGGUUAUUUCACUCGAUCGGAAGAUAGAGAAAUAUAAAGUUGUUGACUUUAUAGCUGAACAUAACCACGAACUUCAACAUGAGCAUGUUCAUAUGAUUCGCUCUCAUCGACGCAUAUCUGAUACACAAGCAUCACAAAUUGUCUUGGGAGAUGAAUCUGGAUUAAGACCAAAAGAUUUGCAUGAAUAUAUAACCAAGCAAGCUGGUGGAAUAAAGACAGUUGGUUUUACAAAAAAAGACCUUACGAAUUACCUUGAAACCAAAAGGAAGCAGUCACCAAAGUAUGGUGAGGUGGGUGCAUUGAUGAUGUAUUUCAAAAAAGAAAGUGAAAAUCCCUCGUUCUAUUAUGACUUGCAAAUGGAUGUUGAAGAGCAAAUAACAAAUAUAUUUUGGGCGGAUGCACAAAUGAUAAAUGAUUAUGGGUAUUUUGGUGAUGUUAUCACUUUUGACACCACAUACAAGACAAAUAAGGGUUAUCGGCCGUUGGGAGUAUUUGUUGGACUAAAUAAUCACAGGCAAACAAUCAUUUUUGGGGCAGCAUUGUUAUAUGACGAAACAAUCCCUUCUUUCAAGUGGUUAUUUGAAACAUUUCUCAAGGCAAUGGGUGGUAAAAAGCCAAAAACCAUGAUGACGGAUCAAGAUGCCGCGAUGGCUAAGGCUAUUUCUUUAGUUAUGCCAGAAACAUUUCAUGGAUUGUGCACUUGGCAUAUAAGACAGAACGCUUUACGACAUGUGAACCACUUGUAUCAAAAGAUUUCACGAUUCGGUUUGGAUUUUGAAGCAUGCAUAGAUCUACAUGAAGAUGAGGGUGACUUUUUGAAUGCUUGGAAUUCUUUACUUGUUGAGCAUAAUAUAUUGGAAGGGUCGUGGUUGCAUACAAUUUUUCAAUUGAAGGAGAAAUGGGCAUGGACAUAUGUCCGGAAAACAUUCACUGCAGGUAUGAGAUCUACUCAAUUAAGUGAGAGCUUUAAUGCUGAUUUUAAGAGUCAUGGCCUUGCAACAUGUUGCUAA